Molecule: messenger RNA, 267 nt
Organism: Funneliformis caledonium
Lineage: Eukaryota; Fungi; Glomeromycota; Glomeromycetes; Glomerales; Glomeraceae
Source: the annotation of a GenBank genome assembly
UCUGCGAGGUCAAGGGUGGCACCUGUGAUGGCAUGUAUAUUUCUUUAACCAAUGAAAGUAAUGAAUGGAAAACUGCGAAAGAUGGAACGCCGAUACUUAGAUAUGAUAUAAAUCGACGAAUAAUUUUAGGCAAUGGUGAUCCAAAUGACUAUUAUACAUUCGUGAAAGCCAUCACACUAGCCAAACAUGGCACGAAUGAAAUCGUUCAGAAUAUUUAUUACAGGGAUGACGAACCUGCACGAAAAAACUUUGAUCAAGCUCAGCAAU